Molecule: messenger RNA, 2232 nt
Organism: Aspergillus puulaauensis
Lineage: Eukaryota; Fungi; Ascomycota; Eurotiomycetes; Eurotiales; Aspergillaceae
Gene: DPB2
Product: DNA polymerase epsilon noncatalytic subunit
Exons: 1
Coding region: 1-2232 (743 amino acids)
Biological process (GO): error-prone translesion synthesis; DNA-templated DNA replication
Cellular component (GO): epsilon DNA polymerase complex
Molecular function (GO): DNA binding
Source: RefSeq, a predicted model, not a curated record
AUGAUGAACUUGGAUCCUGUGCCUUCGUCAUCACCGGGAUUUAGUACACCUAUUCAUCACAUACGGCCAAACAAAGUUAAUCCCAUCCCAGCGAGAACAUCUAUACUUCCCAUAUUACUUCCCGCCGGCACACUUCGACCUGUCGCAUUCCGAACUUUCACCAGGAAGCACAACUUAACGCUGUCAUCGUCUGCUCUUCAAUCCCUAGCUGCUUUUGUGGGCAAGAGCUGUGGAUCAGGAUGGCGCGAAGAAGGUCUUGCAGAGCGUGUACUCGACGAGGUAGCAAAGAGUUGGAGAAAAGCCGGUGGGGGUGUCAUCGUCGAGGAGGGUAAGGGAGCGUCUUUGAAAGCCAUACUACAGACAUUAGAAGGGAACAUGAGCGGCGGCAGGAUAAUCGAUUCGAAGCUUGUGUCAAAGGAAGGAUCCAUACGAACCCCACGCACUGGUGGAAUUCCUAGCUUGCAACCCUCCACUUCGACGACCACGGACGACCAAGAACAAGACAAUUCAGAUGAUACGGUGACCCAUCCAAGGCACUGGCUCAAGGUGAUUGAUGCCUUUGAUACUCCAAGAUUGACCUACAAUUCUGGAAAAAAACAUUUUGAGGUCACAAAAUCAAAGUCCUCCUUAUUUCCCCAGCCUUCACAUAAAACCGUCCUAUUUAGAGAUCGAUAUAAUAUUGUCCACCAGCGCCUGCUACGAAACGAAUCAUUCCAGGUUUCGCUAGCUUCUGCCUCGGUACCUACGUUACAGCGGUCCUCGUCCUCAUUUGCCAAAACUCAGUGCUACAAACUUACCCCUGUUGCGAAUCUACUUGGAAGAAGCGGAACAUCUCAUCUGUUAAUUGGCCUACUUUCUAUAUCACCCACGGGCGAAUUAUCUCUCACCGACUUGACGGGCAGUAUUGUCUUGGAUCUUAGCCAUGCCCGCCUAAUUCCUGUGGAUGGUGCCUGGCUCACACCAGGUAUGUUUGUGCUCGUCGACGGGAUUUAUGAAGAGGAAGAGAAUGUCAAGGGUUCUACGUUGGGCGGCAACAACGGGAUUGGAGGUGCGAUAGGGGGUAAAUUCGUCGGAGUUACCAUUUGUGGUCCCCCUUGUGAGCGGCGAGGUACAUCCCUCGGGGUUAAUAUCCAUGAAGGGGGUCAGGACAUAAACUCGAGCGGCGAGUUUGGCUGGGUUGAUUUCCUAGGAGUCGGGAGUGAGCGUGCUCAAGGUUCCCGUAUGAGGCAAAUUCAGACGAGAUGUCUACAAGAGGCUCACGACGGAAUCCAGUUGAAUCGUCGGUUCAAGAUUGUCAUCAUGGGAGAAGUUAAUCUUGACAACAUGAAGACCAUGGAUGCCUUGAGGAAAGUCCUUGGUCUGUACAAUGACUCGGCCCUGCAGGAUCGCCCUAUGGCAUUUGUUCUGAUUGGGAACUUUGUUCAGAAAGCAAUAAUAAAUGGCGGGGGCCAGGGUGGAAGCAUCGAAUACAAGGAAUAUUUUGACAUGCUGGCGUCGGUGUUGUCCGAUUUUCCCUCAUUGCUGCAGCGGUCAACGUUCAUAUUCGUCCCUGGUGACAAUGAUCCUUGGUCUUCGGCAUUUUCAGCAGGUGCUACUUCGGCAAUGCCGCGCCAUGCGGUUCCCGAUUUAUUUACAUCCAGAGUAAAACGUGCCUUUGCAAAUGCGAACUCUCAGUUGGAUCGAAACCAAAUAUCGGAGCCACCUGGGGAGGCUAUAUGGACUACCAACCCGUCACGUAUCUCUCUAUUUGGCCCAGUUCAUGACAUUGCUAUUCUUCGCGACAACAUCUCUAGCCGCCUGAGGCGAAAUGCGCUGACUUUUGGGCUCAAACCCACCGAUAUGGACGGCCCAAAUAGUAAUUUUGAUCCAGAAGAUCAAAUCCGUGUUGUUCAAGACCAACAAGACUCUGUUAAUCCUAACCAAGCUUCUACUGCUAUGCACUCGGCCCGGAAACUUGUGAAAACAGUACUGGAUCAAGGUACCAUGUCCCCUUUCCCUCAAUCUCUGCGCCCUGUUUUGUGGGACUACGCGUCCUCUUUGCAGUUGUACCCUUUGCCCACCACAUUUAUCCUAGCGGAUUCUGAAAGUGCCCCAUUCGGCGUGACAUACGAAGGUUGCCAUGUGAUGAAUCCAGGACGGUUCCUUCCGGAAGGCGAUUUGUCGUCUAUGACAUGGAUCGAGUAUGAUAUCCUGAAAAAUCGAGGCCGAGUGAAGGUGGAUCGUUUUAGGUAA